UAGACUCAGCGCGCUUUGGGAGAGGAAGACUCACUUCCCCAGCAGGCUGUGCGUGGCGACCAAGCGGCGGGACCGAGUCUGUUGCGCUGGCGCGGGAGGCAGUGGCGAUCGGUGUUCCUGUCCUGGGGACUAUAGUCUGGGGUCCAGGUGAGACGAUGUCUUCCUUCGUGACAGAAGUUCUGGCGCAUUCGGGACGCCUGGAAAAGGAAGAUCUGGGCACCCGGAUCGGCCGCUUGACCAGGAGGGUGGAGGAGAUCAAGGGAGAAGUGUGCAGUAUGAUCAAUAAGAAGUACAAUGAAUUCUUGCCUAGCAUGCAGAGUGCCCAGGACUUGGUAACUCAGGUGGAUGAACUGUGUGAUGACAUUGACCUGCUGAAAUCCAGGGUGGAGAGUGAGGUACAACAAGACCUUCAUGUGUCCAUUGCAGAAUUUACACAACUGAAACAGCAGCUGGAAAGAGACACAGUUGUCCUGAGCAUGCUUAAACAACUACAAGAGUUUUCUACUGCCAUCGAAGAAUAUAAUUGUGCCUUAUCAGAGAAGAAGUAUGUUGCUGCUGCUCAACAGCUGAAAAAGGCACAGAACUGCUUGAAGUUGUUAAAAUCCAGGAAAGGAUUUGAAUUACAGAUUUUCAAAUCCCUCAGUGUAGAGCUCACAAUCCAGAAGCAGAACAUACUCUACCACCUUGGGGAAGAGUGGCAGAAGCUAGCUGUGUGGAAGCUUCCUCCAUCCAAAGUUAGCAGCUUGGAAUCUGCCUUGCAGACAGAACUUCACUUGUGUACCAAACCAUCCCAGAAAGAAGAUGAGACCCCGGGCCCCCCUCUCAGCUCUGUACUCUUGGCAUUUGCUCUUAUUGGCGAGCUGCACCCCAAACUUAAGUCCUUCAGCCAGUUGCUACUCAAAUACAUCAUUAGGCCUCUGGUCUCCUAUCCAUCCCUCCAUGCCCUUAUUGAUACUCAUCUAGAUACAGUUGUCUUUCGAUUUGAAUCUGUGGCAACAGACUUGGAACAUUCAUCUCCACCCGAGGUUUUUACAAAGAUCAGGCUGGUGUUAGAAGUUCUUCAGAAGCAUCUGUUGGACUUGCAUCUUGGUGAUGAUUUGGAAGAUGAAAAAGUAUCUAACAUUGUGUUGGCAGAGAUUGUGGGUGACAUGAUCUGGGAAGAUAUGUCUGAGUGUCUCAUUAAAGAUUGUUUGGUUUAUUCCAUUCCUACAAACAGCAGCAAGUUAGAACAGUAUGAAGAGGUGAUACAAUCCACUGAAGAAUUUGAAAAUGCUCUUAAGAGUAUGAGAUUUUUAAAAGGAGAUACUACUGAUUUGUUGAAAUAUGCCCGGAAUAUCAAUUCUCAUUUUGCUAACAAGAAAUGCCAAGAUGUGAUUGUGGCAGCCCGAAACCUAAUGACCUCAGAGAUUCACAACACUGUAAAGAUCAGUCCAGAGUCUAAGAUAGCUCUGCCAGACUUACCAGCCCCUGAUGAGGGUAACAGACUCAAAAUACAGAAAGUGCCCAAAAGCCUACCCAAUGAAAUGAUGAAUUUAGACCCUGAAAAUAAACUGGGUGAGCAUUCUUUCUCUUUGCCAACAUGCCGGAUCAGCGAAUCUGUGGAGAAACUGAUGGAACUGGCCUAUCAGACUUUAUUGGAGGCAACAGCUAGCAGUGACCAGUGUGCUGUUCAGCUUUUCUACUCAGUGAGGAAUAUCUUUCAUUUGUUCCAUGAUGUUGUGCCAACAUAUCACAAGGAGAACCUUCAAAAACUUCCCCAACUGGCUGCCAUUCACCACAACAACUGCAUGUACAUUGCUCAUCAUUUGUUGACUCUUGGGCACCAGUUCAAGUUACGCCUUGCCCCUGUUCUUUGUGAUGGCACCACUACUUUUGUGGAUCUUGUACCAGGCUUCAGGAGACUAGGGACGGAAUGUUUUUUGGCCCAGAUGAGAGCACAGAAGGGAGAGCUUCUGGAACGACUGUCAAGUGCUAGGAACUUUUCAAACAUGGAUGAUGAAGAUAAUUAUUCUGCAGCAAGCAGAGCAGUUCGGCAGGUACUACAUCAGUUGAAAAGACUUGGAGUUGUAUGGCAAGAUGUACUUCCAGUAAAUAUAUACUGCAAGGCUAUGGGGACUUUACUUAACACAGCCAUUGCUGAGAUCAUUGGCAGAAUCACUGCCCUAGAGGACAUCUCUACCCAAGAUGGCGACAGAUUAUACUCUUUGUGUAGAACAAUAGUAGAAGAAGGACCCCAGGUGUUUACACCAUUACCUGAAGAAAAUGAAAAUAAGAAGUUUCAAGAAGAGGUUCCCGUCUAUGUGCCAAAAUGGAUGCCAUUCAAAGAGUUGAUGCUGCUGCUGCAGGCAAGUCUACAAGAAAUUGGAGAUCGGUGGGCUGAUGGGAAGGGGCCCUUGGCAACUGCCUUCUCCUCUGGUGAGGUGAAGGCAUUAAUCCGGGCCUUGUUCCAGAACACAGAAAGAAGAGCUACUGCCCUUUCUAAGAUUAAAUAGCCCUGUCUUGCUGUGUAAGUCAUGUCAUCAUUGUAAGGAAUCUUCCAGCAUAAUUUCUUAUGCCAUUUUCUGGAAAUUUCUAUUGAUUUUGAUGAAGCUUCCUGCCAGAAUAUCAAGGAAUUUGACUUUAUAUAAAGACUGCCCUAUGUCCCUGACCUGAAAAUGUGCCACAUCAGCAGGACGAGAUGGAGUGGAUCAGGGCACCUCAGGGGCCUUCUCAUUACCUACAGGAAAAUAUCAUUUCCUUCUAUUUCCAGUGCCUUCUGGGAGCUUUGUUCCAGGAGGAAGUGGCCCCUGAUUCCAGAUCAAGAAAUUGGGGACACUAACUUUAGUGGGGGACCUGGCAGCCACUUCCCUGUGGGAAGGAUAGUUUUUGGAGGGAGUUCACAGCAUCUUAGUUGACCUACCAGUUACUACUAAGUGGACUUCCUGUAUAUCAUCUUUCUAAUAAAUGAUACUUUUAAGAAUCAUGGAAGUAGUGUAUUUUGAUGGCAGAAAGCCUUUGAGGAGAAGGACCAAGAGACUUCCUGAGCCACUAUGUAACAGGAAAUCCUUUAUUAAAAUAGAGGAGCCACACAGGGAUAUUUGGUGAUCUGUCAUUUUUUUUUCACUUAUGCUAAUUUGGGAUUCUAUUAUCCUUUAAGCUGUCCAACAUUGGAUGUUGAGAACUAUACAUUUCUUUAAUUUGUUUUUUCCCUCCUUAAGAAUCCUUAGCUGUGGCAUUUUUAGAAAUCUCUCAUCCCAUUCUAGGAAUUUUGAGUUGAAUUCUGAAUGUUUACAUGAUGGGAGCCUAAGUAAGCUGGAUUUUAGGACUCGAUCCUUGUUCCUAUGAACCUUAUUUGUAUUCAUCUUUCUCUGUGUUAUACUUUAGAAGUGCCUUUGGCAUCCAUCCAAAAGGCAGUGCGAUUGUUCAGGGAACUCAGAACCUAUGGGGAGCAGUUGAAGGAAUUAGGGCACAUUUAUACUGUCAAAGAGGCCUUAGUGAGAACACAGUAACUGUCUUCAGAUAUUUGAAGAGUUUCCAUGUGAAGGAAAGAUUAAACACAGUGUGACUCCACAGGGACAAUUGUGACAGUAGUUAAAACUUUCUGGACAUGAAUGACCUGCCUUAUGGGAUAAUGAGUUCCCUGUCAUUGGUGGUGUUCAAGUAGAGACUGGACAAUCACUUCUGGGGAUGUUGUAGAGGAGAUUCCUUCAUUGGGUGGGAGGUUGCUCUAGGUGACUUUUAAGGUACUUUCCAACUCUGAAAUUCUGUGUUGUGUCAUCAGUGUGAAAGUUGAACUUUUACGGUCUAGUAAUUAAAAAAAAAUUUUUUUUUUAAACCUU
This is a messenger RNA of Monodelphis domestica (gray short-tailed opossum), 3818 nucleotides long. RefSeq names its product zw10 kinetochore protein (gene ZW10). Gene Ontology annotation, biological process: mitotic spindle assembly checkpoint signaling; mitotic cell cycle; endoplasmic reticulum to Golgi vesicle-mediated transport. The record is from RefSeq and is a predicted model, not a curated record. Gene Ontology annotation, cellular component: RZZ complex; nucleus; chromosome, centromeric region. Lineage: Eukaryota; Metazoa; Chordata; Mammalia; Didelphimorphia; Didelphidae.